GUAAUCGGGCAAGGGCUGGAGGGGGAUCCGAUGCCCGUCUGCAGAGACCGAAAGGGUGGUUCCACAGGGUGGAGACGGACUGGGACGGCGCUAGGAGCCUGUGGCCUCAAGUUGCAGCAGGGAAAUCGCAGUUGGAGACGUGGAGAAACUUCCUGGCUCUGGGGGUGGCUGGGCACUGGAGCCGGCCGCCCAGAGAAGCUGUGGCAAUGUCCGAGAGCGGGAUGGACAGACGCGGCUGGGAUGCUUUAGUCAGGCUGAUCCUGCCUGGAGCGGGGGCUGGACUAGCCGCUCUCCCAAGGGCCCUGCCAGCCGGCGUUGGCUCUGUGAUCCUCGUGCCCCCUCGCUGCUGGGAGGGGCUUUGCCCUCCAGGCUCUGCUCGCUCGGGCCCUGGGCUUGGCCCCCCACUGCCCCUCACCCUGCAGCUCCUCAGCACCGCUCAGUCUGAGGCCGUCGCUGACUGCCCUGUUAGUAGAGCAUGGGGCCAGCUGGACCGGUCCUGGCCCCGCUGGGCAGCUCAGCAGCCGUCUGUAGCGGGCACGUGUUCCUGGCUGUGCCGGCCACAGCUCUGGCUGGAGGCGGGGAAGGUCACGCUCCGAGCAGGCUGGUACGCCUAGGUUUCCCCUGCCUGGCUGGACCCUGCUCCCGGUCGCCUGAGGCUGGGCAGAGCCUCAGAGGGCUGCUCGCGGGGGGAGCGUGCUGCGCCGUGCCUGGGGCAGCCCCCGGCAGACCAGGCUGAUGCGAGUGCCCAAGCUGCACCGUGUGCCAGGGCAGUGCCAGGGUCGGGGCAUUGGGAAGGCAGCUCCUUGGAGCCUGCAGCGCAGCUCUGGGUGCCUCGGAGAGGACAGUGCUGCGUUUCGAGGUGCCCGGCAUUGCUAACUACACGGCCCUGCUGCUGAGCCCGGAUGGAGCCACGCUCUACGUGGGCGCCCGUGAGACCCUCUUCGCCCUCGAGACCCGCCACUUCGUGCCGGGCCCGCAGCACCGCAGCCUACAGUGGACCGCGGACGAGGAGAAGAAGCGGCAGUGUGCCUUCAAGGGCAAGGACCCCCAGCGGGACUGCCACAACUACAUCAAGAUGCUGCUGCAGCUGAACAGCACCCACCUGUACACGUGUGGGACCUGCGCCUUCAGCCCCGCCUGCGCCUACGUGAACAUGCAGAACUUCAGCCUGGAGCAGGAGCCAUCAGGGAAGCUACUGCUGGAGGACGGGAAAGGCCGGUGCCCCUUUGAUCCUGAGUACAAGUCCACCGCCAUCAUGGUCGACGGCGAGCUGUACGCCGGGACCGUCACCAACUUCCAGGGCAAUGAGCCGACCAUCUACAGGAGCCAGGAGAGCCGCAUCUCCCUCAAGACUGAGAACUCCCUCAACUGGUUGCAAGACCCUGUCUUCGUGGGCUCAGCCUACCUGCGUGAGAGCCAGCUGCCCGGGGGCCCUGGGGGUGACGAUGACAAGGUCUACUUCUUCUUCAGCGAGACGGGCAAGGAGUUCGACUACUUCGCAAACACCAUCGUCUCGCGCAUCGCCCGCGUGUGCAAGGGAGACCUGGGCGGGGAGCGGGUGCUGCAGCGGCGAUGGACCACGUUCCUGAAGGCGCAGCUGCUGUGCUCGCGGCCCGAGGACGGCUUCCCCUUCAACGUGCUGCAGGACAUGUUCGUGCUCACGCCGCAGGGGCAGGGCUGGGAGAGCACCGUCUUCUAUGGCGUCUUCACUUCCCAAUGGAACAAGGGGGGCCCAGGCAGCUCGGCCGUGUGCGCCUUCCCCAUGCAGGAGGUGCAGAGAGCCUUCGGCGGCCUCUACAAAGAGGUGAACCGCGAGACGCAGCAGUGGUACACGGACACCGGCCCAGUUCCCGAGCCCCGGCCUGGAGCGUGCAUCAACAGCCGCACGCGGCAGAUGAAGAUCAACUCAUCACUGCAGAUGCCAGACCGGGUGUUGAACUUCGUCAAGGACCACUUCCUGAUGAACAGCCCCCUCCGCAGCGCUCCCCUGCUGCUGCAGAGCCGCCUGCGCUACCAGCAGCUCAGUGUGGACCACGUGGAGGGCCUCCAUGGCACCUACCACGUCCUCUUCCUGGGCACGGAUGACGGGCGACUGCACAAGGCUGUGAGUGUGAGCGGCAAAGUGCACAUCAUCGAGGAGCUUCGCCUGUUCCCCGCCGGCGAGCCAGUGCUCAAGCUGCUGCUGGACCCCCACCAGGGCUGGCUGUAUGCUGCCUCCUACUCCGCGUUGGCCCAGGUGCCCAUCUCCAACUGCAGCCUGUACCGGAGCUGCGGGGAGUGCGUCCUGGCCCGGGACCCCUACUGCGCCUGGAACGGGAGUGCCUGCCGCAGCGUGCCACCGAGCCCCCAGCGGGCGCACGCCCAACACUGGGCCCAGGAUAUUGAAGGCGCCAACACGGAGGAGCUCUGCCGACUUGGCAAUGGGUCCAUGCCUGUCCCACGCCGUCUCCUCCCCACAGCAGACGCAGCCCCGUGCCAGAGCGUGCAGCUCCCGGCCAACGCGGUGCGGUCCCUGCCCUGCCAGCUGCUGUCUAACUUGGCCUCCCGGCACUGGCUGCACAACGGCACCCGCAUCGACGCAUCCCACCUGGUGCUGCCGGACGGGGCGCUGGUGCUGGUGGGCAGCCCGGAGCGCGUGGGCACCUACGAGUGCUGGUCGCUGGAGGAAGGCUUCCGCAAGCUCAUGGCCAGCUACUGUGUGGAGGUGGAGGCUGCACCCAACGUCCGCCCCCGGCCCCCUGUACCUGUGCCCCCGGCCCACCCAGACGCGGCGGUGCCCCCCCUCAUCAGCACGUCGCGCAGCACCUCGGCCGGGGGCAGCGUGGCGGCGCGGCUGGACGACAACAGCUACUGGACAGAGUUCCUGGUCAUGUGCGUGCUAUUUGGGGCUGCCGUGGUGGUGCUUACCCUCUUCCUGCUGCACCGGCACCGCGACGGCAUGAAGGCACUGCUGGAGCCGGGUGAGCGCGGCACCGGCCACACCAAACCCCCACGCAAGGCAGUCGAGAGCCUGCCCCUGAACGGCAGCAACCUGCCCAGUGCUGCCCCUGAGCACAAGGGCUACCAGGCCCUGCAUGAUAACCACAUCGCCAGCACGCCCGUCCACGAGCCCCCGGGUGCCCCGGCCUUCUCUGGCUCCGAGAAGAGGCCCCUGAACCUGUGUGACAGCUUUGUGGAAGUGUCUCCCACCUGCCAGAGGCCCCGGGUGCGCCUGGGCUCCGAGAUCCGGGACUCCGUCGUGUGACCGGGGCUGCAGCGGCCUGGACUGACGCUGGCCGCGGCUCCGCAGAGCCUCCCCGGGCAGGGCGGGUGUCGGGGUGCACGUGCAUGCCCGGCCAUGGAGCAAACGGCUUGCAGCCUCCCCGUGGAGGGGAGAUGAGAGGGGUCCCUGCCCCAGGCACAGCGUGUGCUUUGCGGAGGGUGUGGGGGCAGGCGGGAGCGUCCCCAGUGCAUGGGGCACUCGCAGGGGCUAGGGACGUCCCGGCGGCGUGGGGCCAGAGCGGGCUCGGGGCUCGCGUGCCCCCUGGCAGGACACUGGAGGGUGCCUCCUCUGCUGUCCGGCGCCAGGCCCUGUGUGGAGCAGGCCAGGCGUGGGUGGGCUGGCCUGGGGCUGGGACACCUCCCUGGGCUCGGGCAUGUCCAGUGAUGCUGACAUGUGCCAGGCACCGCGGCCCCCGGUGUGCAGAGUCCAUUCAGGCAGGAGAGAGCACACCCAGCCCCGGGACCACUCUGCCCCUGCCUCCAUGCCAAGCCGCCUCGUUCCCCAUCUCACUGUGACACCCUGCCCGGCGUGGCCUGGCUCGGGCUCCCAUGGGCCACGCAUGUGCAGGGCCGUGGGCCCGGCUGGACUGGACAGUGGCAUGUUCUGUGCGUCUGUGCUGUGCUUUGUUCAUACGACGUGGAACUGUGAAGGGCACCGCCAGCGGGUCGGAGCAGCUGAGCCGGGGCGGUGCCCCCGCGCAGCGCCCCCUCCCCUCCCCUUCCCCACGGCUGUGAAAGCCAGGUGAGGCACCAGGCUGCACAGGUCACAGAUGUGUUUGCACAUGAGUGAGUUGUUGUCUGUGUUUUUUACAUAAAGUCUGUGUUUCUCCUUUGUACGGAGCGGCUGCCGU
This is a messenger RNA of Alligator sinensis (Chinese alligator), 4112 nucleotides long. RefSeq names its product semaphorin 4B (gene SEMA4B). The transcript has 14 exons. Gene Ontology annotation, biological process: negative chemotaxis; axon guidance; positive regulation of cell migration. Lineage: Eukaryota; Metazoa; Chordata; Crocodylia; Alligatoridae. Gene Ontology annotation, molecular function: semaphorin receptor binding; chemorepellent activity. Bases 1076 to 3244 code for a protein of 722 amino acids. The record is from RefSeq and is a predicted model, not a curated record.